GGAAAGGGCGUUCUAGACCAUCUCUCCUCUCGCUCACCGUAGCUAGAGAAGGCCGCCGCUGGAGCCGAGCAAUACAAUUGAUUGGUUCAGGGAGUGCUCAGACCAUGCGCACUAAGCGGGCCUGGAACUGGAUUGGGGCUUGAGGUGGGGAGGACCCUCCCGGGGUUCUUAAAGGGCCAGCGCUAAGGAAGGAAGCUGCUGCAGCUACAAGAUGAGUGAAUCCCUAGUGGUUUGUGAUGUUGCUGAAGACCUUAUAGAGAAGCUGAGAAAAUUUCGUUUUCGUAAAGACACGAACAAUGCAGCCAUUAUCAUGAAGAUUGACAAAGAGAAACAGCUGGUGGUUCUGGAUGAAGAACACGAGGGCAUAUCUCCAGAUGAGCUAAAAGAUGAACUUCCAGAAAGACAACCUCGAUUCAUUGUCUAUAGCUACAAGUACCAGCAUGAUGAUGGGCGAGUCUCUUACCCACUCUGCUUUAUCUUCUCAAGUCCGGUUGGGUGUAAGCCUGAGCAACAGAUGAUGUAUGCUGGCAGCAAAAAUAAAUUAGUACAAACAGCAGAACUCACAAAGGUAUUUGAAAUCAGGAAUACAGAAGAUCUGACUGAGGAAUGGCUUCAGGAGAAGCUUGGCUACUUCCACUAAAAGAAGAAUUAAGUGUCCCUUCCAGUUUGAACUGGAACCAGACAUGACUCCUGCUUUCUAAACCUAACAAAAAUGCACUGUAUUUACAGUUGUUUUCCUGCAAUGUUUGUAUGUAUGUACAUAUAUAUGUAUAUAUUUGUCUGUGCAAAAUUUAUAUACAUGAGGGGAAGAAGUAUCUCCUGCUUAACCAAACUUUGCCCAGGAUUAUUCCUUUCCUUCUAAUUGUUUAAAAGGGAACAAUUUCCUUCCUGCAGGGAUUGUUUUUUUUCCAUUUUGCACUUACAUGACUAAUAUUUCUAUCUGGACUAAUCAGAACUGGUAAUUGUUUACAGCUCUGGGGCAGAAUCUCCAAAGGGACACAUUGUGCACUAGCUCUUGUUUGUAUCAAUGGACUGUGUACUCAGUCAAGUAGUCUGGAAACUUACAACAGAUUCCCCCCCCCCCCCUUGAGCUACAAGUGCAUCUUCUUUUAAUAGAAACUGGACAUUAAUAAUAACUGGACCUAAUAGUAUGUGAAAAUAAGACUGAAUUCAGUGGCAUGAAAACAUUUGAAUUGGGCCAACUUAUUUUAGGAUAGAUACUUUAGUAUGCUUCCUAACAUCUCCAGAUGGGGCUUUCCUUUUCUCUUAAAAGACCCCCAGUUAUUUCGAACCUUAUAUUUCCACUUUGGGUCAAAGGUUGAACACUAUUUUUGUGUAUGUAAAGGAUAGCAUUUUUACUAAUCAAAUAGAAAGUAGAUUUAAAGCAACCUCUAAGGGCUUGGUCACAUACCAUAGUGGACUUCCAUUCCAAAAGUCUUUAUAUGUAGAUCUAUUAAUAUAAAAGUCUUGUCUUUUCUGGACUUUUUAUGCAAGCACUUCUCAAUCUGUGUGCCUUUAAAAAAAAUCUAUCAACUGAUUGUAAGAAACUCUUACACUGCCAUUUUUUUUUUUAAAAAAAAAUUAAAUUUGAUACAGGUUAGCUUUGUCUAAAAGUAUCACCCUAGCAGCAUCUGAUAGCUUAAUCUCUCUUUCCAUUAACUUCAACUGUAGGUGCAUACACUCUGAUUUAUACUGCUAUGAUUUAAGGCAAAAUGCUCUGCCUGGCUAAAAAAAGAAAAUUAAAAGUCAACACAUAUUCUGAAGUUAAUCAGCAUCCAUCACAUCUCUGAAUUCUGUCUCUCAAUAGACAGGUCUGUGUGUGUAUGCCUGGAUUCUUACAAAUACAGCAGAGGAAAGAAGUAAUCUAUAGCGUGCAGAAUUUGACUUAACUACCUUGGUUUCCUUAUUGUACUUUAAAUAUAUGUAGCCAAUGCCAGAGAAAUAUCCAUUGCAAUGCAUGGGAGAGAUCAGCGUCUUGGUGUCAUGCUUAACAUCUUGUGCUUCUCCUUGAUUGGGCCUUCAUAAUAACAUAUACAGAUCAAAGAAUUCCAUCCUCUUUGAUCUGGAAUUACUUAGCUGCAAAACUUGAUUCUCCCUUAAAUGGAUGAUGUGGCCAAUAAAUUGGCAAUAUAGUCUUUAGAGACAGACAGGUGAGGCCUUUCCUGUUUAUUGUUGUUAUGGUUUACCUAGGAAUGAGAUUCCUAAGACUAGGAGUAGCCAAAUGUAAACUGAUGAAGGAGCAGAAAAAUACGUUGUUCCCCAAACUGAUAGUUAGUUGAUCAAACUCUACAUGGGUUUUCCUCGGCAUGAUGCACUAUAUGUGAAUUAAAACUGCAGCAUUCCAAAAUCUCAACAUAUGCUAGGUCAGAGGUGUCAAACUGGCGGCCUAUGGGCAGGAUGCACCAUACGCAGGCCAUACCCACCCCAGCUGCGCGAACGGAAAAAACGUGAAACGUGACAGCAAUGUGACGCCGCAAGUUUGACACCUGUGUCCUAGAUCAUCUAGUUGGGCAAAAUGUCAGAUUCUGUAUACCAAAUCUGAUACCAGUUGGCAUUAAUGGGAUUUUAACUCUGGUAAUAUGAUUUCUUGGAAGCAUUUUCUCCCGAAUACUUUCUAGUUUCCAAGAAUUUCUCAUUGCCAGAACACAGGAAGAAGUAGUAGCUUUUAUAUUUUAGUAGACCAAUUCUUGUUCACUUUAGAUAAACCAUGCAUUGAUUGGGUUAUGCCUUUUUGGAAGCUGAGUGUGUUGCAAGCUGUUUACUUGCAUAGAAUUGGGCUGGUCAUUUUAAAGAGGACAAUUAUUACUGAUAGGCAAAACUGCUAUGCUUAAAAUAACAUGUUGAGGCAGACCUUUAUUAAAUGUCAUAGAAAAAUAUUAGCUGUCUUUUUCUUUCUUGGCUGUCUUCUGUUUUAGUAGGAAAAUAUAAUCCAUUUUAUUAAAGAGCUGUUCUGAAGCUACUCUGAGCUCCUUGCAGGAGGCAUAUUUGCAUUCAUCGUAUAAAUAGUUAUUUCUAUACAAGACUUGGAACUGAGGUUCUAGUUUCUUGGGCGUUUGUGAAAGUGACUAGAUAU
Molecule: messenger RNA, 3073 nt
Organism: Thamnophis elegans (Western terrestrial garter snake)
Lineage: Eukaryota; Metazoa; Chordata; Lepidosauria; Squamata; Natricidae
Gene: GMFB
Product: glia maturation factor beta
Exons: 7
Coding region: 212-640 (142 amino acids)
Biological process (GO): actin filament debranching; negative regulation of Arp2/3 complex-mediated actin nucleation
Cellular component (GO): actin cortical patch
Molecular function (GO): actin binding; Arp2/3 complex binding
Source: RefSeq, a predicted model, not a curated record